CCGCCGCCGGGUGAUGCGGUGAUCCGCUGCGGCAGCCCCAGAAGCUGAGCGGGCCCCGGCCCUCAGCCCGUCCCGCCGGACCCGCGCUCCUGUACAUCCCGUUUUCUCCGGCCGACCCGCGACCGCCCAGGCGGCCUCAGGCCUCCUGGUCCCUUCCCCGUCCCUCCCCGGUCCCCGUCCCAGCCCCCGGGGGCUACUGCCUCCCACCAUGGCUCUGAAGAGAAUCCACAAGGAUUGAAUGACCUGGCACGGGAUUCCCCAGCACAAUGUUCAGCCGGUCCUGUUGGAGAUGACAUGUUUCAUUGGCAAGCUACAAUAAUGGGACCAAAUGACAGUCCCUAUCAGGGUGGAGUAUUUUUCUUGACAAUUCAUUUCCCAACAGAUUACCCCUUCAAACCACCUAAGGUUGCAUUUACAACAAGAAUUUAUCAUCCAAAUAUUAACAGUAAUGGGAGCAUUUGUCUUGAUAUUCUACGGUCACAGUGGUCUCCAGCACUAACUAUUUCAAAAGUACUUUUGUCCAUCUGUUCUCUGUUGUGUGAUCCCAAUCCAGAUGAUCCCUUAGUGCCUGAGAUUGCUCGGAUCUACAAAACAGAUAGAGAAAAGUACAACAGAAUAGCUCGGGAAUGGACUCAGAAGUAUGCGAUGUAAUUAAAGAAAUUAUUGGAUAACCUCUACAAAUAAAGAUAGGGGAACUCUGAAAGAGAAAGUCCUUUUGAUUUCCAUUUGACUGCUUUCUAUGAGCCCACGCCUCAUCUUCCCCUGUGCACAUGUUUACCUGAUAAAACAGCAGUGCUGCGUGUUGUACAUACUUGGAACAACAAACUAGAGAUACUGUACUUCUGUACCAACAUUGCCUCCUAGCAGAGAAGUAUGUGUGUGAAAAGCCAAUCUUCCAGGCGUAACCUAGGUGUGAGACAAAAAACUUCACUUAUUGGCAGAAAUUUGGAUAACGGCAAGGUGCGAGGGAUGGUGGGCACAUGGUGUGUACUUGGAUGGGGGAAAGCUCCACUGGCCUGUAGGAAAUUGUUUUUAAGUGGAAUCCAUUUAAAAUCAAAACCGUUAUGAACAGCAAGGUGAAGAACAUGAAGUUUUUUCUGUAUUCAUUUUCUUCGAAGGACCUACAACUUAGGUGAAAGUUAUGACCAACCAGAUUAAACUACCCACAUCCUGUAUUCUAAGGUCUAAGUUUAACUGGUCGACAUUUAAAUGGAUUGGAGCUAUUAGUACAAAAAGUGUGAUGGGCUUUGUUUCCAACUCUUUUACAUUUCCCUACCCUUUCAGUCUUUCAUCCUCCCUCUCCCUCUCUCUCUCUCUCUCUCUUUCUCUUUUUUCUCUCUCUUUUUCUUUCUCUCUCUUUCCAUAUUCUUUGGUUUGUAUGUGGUUUCUCAGUUAAUACAUAGCUAAUAGCUCUUAUUUUUCUUAUGUUUUUAACUGCUUAGGUCUAUUUGGAUGUAAGGGUGAAAAUUCAUUUGAUGGAAAUACUUGUGUAUAUUUAAAGACCCAAUUGCUCCUCUGGAGCUUGUACGUUCAAGAAUGAUUAAUCUGUGUAAUAAACUGAUUACUACAGUCAUUACAUAUAA
Molecule: messenger RNA, 1583 nt
Organism: Dipodomys ordii (Ord's kangaroo rat)
Lineage: Eukaryota; Metazoa; Chordata; Mammalia; Rodentia; Heteromyidae
Product: ubiquitin-conjugating enzyme E2 D2
Exons: 1
Coding region: 295-651 (118 amino acids)
Biological process (GO): ubiquitin-dependent protein catabolic process; protein K48-linked ubiquitination
Cellular component (GO): nucleus
Molecular function (GO): ubiquitin conjugating enzyme activity
Source: RefSeq, a predicted model, not a curated record